This is a messenger RNA of Symsagittifera roscoffensis, 766 nucleotides long. RefSeq names its product phosphatidylglycerophosphatase and protein-tyrosine phosphatase 1-like. The coding region runs from base 48 to 617 and encodes 189 amino acids. The transcript has 2 exons. Gene Ontology annotation, molecular function: protein tyrosine/serine/threonine phosphatase activity; phosphatidylinositol-4,5-bisphosphate 5-phosphatase activity; phosphatidylglycerophosphatase activity. The record is from RefSeq and is a predicted model, not a curated record. NCBI's taxonomy places the organism in Eukaryota, Metazoa, Xenacoelomorpha, Acoela, Convolutidae. Gene Ontology annotation, biological process: protein dephosphorylation.
AGCUGUACAUAAGGACUGAAACCUGGCCAAGUUAUUUUCUGAUCACAAUGACAUCAUAUCUCAAGUCCAGAAUAGGGUUCCUCCCUUCUCUGGGUUAUAACCUGGUGCUGGAGAAGCUCGGACAUCGUGUAUGGUACCACGAAAUCUGCCCACAUGUAGUGCUAGGGGCCAUCCCUCUCUGGUCUUCAGUGGACGAUCUGGUGCAGAAUGUGGGAGUGAAAGCGGUUCUCUCUAUGAACGAGAAGUUUGAGCUCAAGUAUCUUACUCCCACAGAUGAACAGUGGCUGUCGAUGGGAGUUGUGCAGUUGAAUUUGCCAGUGGUGGAUUUUGUGGGGUCCCCCACUCGGCAGCAGAUUCACCAGGGCGUCCAAUUCAUCCAUGACAAUGUGUCUAAACAGUGUACCGUUUAUAUCCACUGUAAAGCGGGACGCAGUCGAAGUGCAACAAUGUUGGCCUGCUACCUCCUACGUCACUGGCAACUCACGCCACAAGAAGCCACAGCAUUCCUGAUAGAGAAAAGAAGUCACGUCGUGUUUGGGGACACCAACUUGCGCACCAUCCAACAUUACUACGAUUACUUAAAAACAAACAAGAUUGUACAAAAUGAAAACUGCUGAAAAUCAUUAUUGUGUUUGUCUUCACGUUGUUAGACUGCAAAAUAUUUGUUUUUAAAUUAGUCUUCUAGAUUCGAAAUUCCAGGAAAUUGAAGUGAUGUCAUUUUAUGCUAGUUGAAUUAUUUUCUGAUAUAGAUAAGUUUUUCUGGAAA